This is a messenger RNA of Calypte anna (Anna's hummingbird), 2867 nucleotides long. It is a transcript of the gene ALOX5, whose product is annotated as arachidonate 5-lipoxygenase. Gene Ontology annotation, cellular component: nuclear envelope. The record is from RefSeq and is a predicted model, not a curated record. The transcript is spliced from 14 exons. Gene Ontology annotation, biological process: lipid oxidation; linoleic acid metabolic process. NCBI's taxonomy places the organism in Eukaryota, Metazoa, Chordata, Aves, Apodiformes, Trochilidae. Bases 1 to 2025 code for a protein of 674 amino acids. Gene Ontology annotation, molecular function: iron ion binding; protein binding; arachidonate 5-lipoxygenase activity.
AUGCCUUCCUACAUCGUCACGGUGGCCACGGGCAGCCAGUGGUUCGCGGGCACAGACGACUACGUGUACCUGAGCCUGGAGGGCACGGGUGGGUGCAGCGAGAGGCACCUCCUGGACAAACCCUUCUACAACGACUUCGAGCGCGGCGCGAUUGACUCCUAUGAUGUACCUGUGGAAGAAGACCUUGGAGAAAUUCAGCUAAUAAAAAUUGAAAAACGAAAAUAUUGGUACCAGGAUGAUUGGUACCUUAAGUAUAUUACUGUAAAAACUCCAGUGGGUGACUAUUUGGAGUUCCCAUGUUAUCGCUGGAUUACAGAUGAAAGAGAGAUUGUCCUUCGAGAUGGAAGAGCCAAACUACCCCAGGAUGACAAGACCCACAUUCUCAAGCAGCACAGAAGGAAGGAGCUCGAGACCCGUCAAAAAAUGUACCGCUGGAAGGAGUGGCAUCCAGGCUUUCCCCUGAGCAUCGAUGCCCUUUCACACAGUGAUCUGCCCCGUGAUAUACAGUUUGACAGUGAGAAAGGAAUUGAUUUCAUUCUGAACUACUCUAAAGCGAUGGAGAAUCUUUAUAUCAACCGUUUCAUGCACAUGUUCCAGUCCUCCUGGAGUGAUUUUGCAGAUUUUGAGAAGAUCUUUGUCAGAAUCAGCAACACAAUCUCUGAAUAUGUGAUGCAGCACUGGAAAGAAGAUUUUAUGUUUGGCUACCAGUUCCUGAAUGGAUGCAAUCCUGUGCUGAUCCGGAGAUGCACAGAGAUACCUAAGAAGUUGCCUGUGACUAUGGAUAUGGUAGAAUGUAGUCUGGAAAGGAACCUUACCUUGGAGGAGGAAGUGAAGCAAGGAAACAUUUUCAUUGUGGACUACGAACUGCUGGAUGGUGUGGAUUCCAAUAAAACAGACCCAUGCACAAUACAGUACUUGGCUGCACCCAUCUGUCUGCUGUAUAAAAAUCUGGAGAAUAAAAUUGUACCCAUUGCAAUCCAGCUCGGUCAGAAACCUGGGCCAGACAACCCCAUAUUCCUUCCCUCAGAUGCCACCUACGACUGGCUGCUAGCUAAAAUUUGGGUUCGCUCCUCUGAUUUUCACAUCCACCAGACAGUGACCCAUCUCUUACGGACACACUUGGUGUCAGAGGUGUUCAGCAUAGCCAUGUUCCGGCAGCUGCCUGCUGUACACCCCCUCUUCAAGCUCUUGGUGCCCCACAUGAGAUUCACAAUAGCCAUCAAUACCAAAGCUCGAGAACAGCUUAUCUGUGAAUGUGGCCUUUUUGAUAAGGCAAAUGCUACAGGUGGAGGAGGACAUGUACAAAUGGUGCAGAAAGCAAUGAAGGAUCUGACUUAUAGCUCCCUCUGCUUCCCUGAGGAGAUCAAAGCUAAAGGGAUGGACAGCAAAGAGGAUAUCCCCUACUACUAUUACCGGGAUGACGGGAUUAGAGUCUGGGAGGCUAUAAAGAAUUUUGCAGAGGAAGUUAUUCACAUCUACUAUGAGAGUGAUGAGAUCGUGUGUGAGGAUGUGGAGCUCCAGGCCUUCGUCAAAGACAUUUACGUCUAUGGAAUGAGGGGUGUGAAGGCUUCAGGGUUUCCUAAGCUGAUCAGAACACGAGAGAAGCUGGCAGAAUACCUCACAGUGAUAAUAUUCACCACAUCAGCCCAGCAUGCAGCUGUGAAUUUUGGUCAGUAUGAUUGGUGCUCCUGGAUUCCCAAUGCCCCACCAACAAUGCGCUGCCCUCCUCCAGCAGAAAAGGGGACAGUGACCAUAGAGCAAAUUGUGGAGAGUCUGCCAGACAGGGGACGUUCUUGUUGGCAUCUUGGAGCUGUCUGGGCCUUGAGUCAGUUCCAGGACAAUGAACUGUUUCUGGGCAUGUACCCAGAUGAACACUUUGUGGAGAAGCCAGUGAAGGAGGCCAUGGCACGAUUCCGCAAGAACCUGGAUGAGAUCGUCAACACCAUCACUGAACGCAACAAGAACAAAAAACUUCCUUACUACUACCUUUCUCCAGAUCGUAUUCCCAACAGUGUUGCUGUUUGAGCAGAUGACACCCAGGAAGUGUGUGGUGCCUUUCCUGUAACAUCAUUCUUUUCACUGAACUUUCAGAAAUGGAUAAAAUAAGUAACCCACUCUCUCCAUCAGAGCUGACCUGUAGCUGGUUGGUUUGGACUGUCAAAACAAGUUUGGUUAUGACUGAUCUUGCAGAAAAGGUCUAGUUAGAAACCUCUAGGUCAAAUUUCUUACUAGUUUAUUUUUCUGAGAUCAUCUAAUGAAUCUUAGCCUCAAUAGCCAUGUUUCUGUAAGUUUUUCCCUCUCCUGGUCAAAACAAUAUAACCACAGACUCACUGAUUUUAUUCAGUGAAAAAUAGUAUCAGAAGCCAUAAGCAAGUCACAUUGUAAAAAUCCUUCCUAUUUUUAUUAGGUGAUGCUGUUGACAUAUAAAAAUAUAGUCUUCAAAGUUUAUUCCCUGGAUGUUUACUACAUCAACUAGCAGGGUUUGGUUUAGCCUCUGCCACCAGAGGUUGAUGUACUUCGUACACAUGGACAAAUGUUUUGCUUAGCACAGUGGCACCAAGCCCAGUUUAUGUUCAGUUUCUGUUUCAUCGCUGGAUUUUGUGGAUAGUUUCUUCUGUGUUAUGAGGAAUGAAGAGGCUACUUAUAAAAAGUAGGUAAAUGAUAAAAUGAUAAAAUUUGUGGAGAAAAAUUAAUUGACCGCUCCUAAGGGCUCCUAAGUUUUGGGCAACAAAGCAUAACUGGCAUAUUUCACCUUAGAAAUAACUGAGUUUUGUCUGUUAGAAGUGGUUAUUCUCAAGUUCUUUGGCUUUGGUUAAGGCUGAGAAAGUUACCAAGAUGAUGAAAGUAAAAAUGAGGUCUGGGAAAUU